This is a messenger RNA of Mobula hypostoma (lesser devil ray), 5471 nucleotides long. It is a transcript of the gene ciita, whose product is annotated as class II, major histocompatibility complex, transactivator. Lineage: Eukaryota; Metazoa; Chordata; Chondrichthyes; Myliobatiformes; Myliobatidae. The transcript has 22 exons. Gene Ontology annotation, molecular function: protein binding; ATP binding. The coding region runs from base 36 to 3944 and encodes 1302 amino acids. The record is from RefSeq and is a predicted model, not a curated record. Gene Ontology annotation, biological process: positive regulation of transcription by RNA polymerase II; positive regulation of MHC class II biosynthetic process; positive regulation of MHC class I biosynthetic process.
CGGAACAUGAGCACUGAGAGCUGCAGCGAGAAAGUAUGAUCCACUCCAAAAAAUUCCUGCUUGGCUUAAUUAACAUUCUGUCAAAUGCACCUCCUUUGAAAUUUCAAGACCUACUGAUUGACUUGUUGGGAAGGGGCCUUUUAACAAAGGAUGACUACAGACAUUACAAUCAAUGUGAACCUGAGGACUUGUCACGGACCAUUUUGGUAUCUGCUCUGGGCAAAGACGAAAAUUACUGUCAAGCAUUUCUCUCCAUUCUUUGUGAUAACUUUCCAUGGAUUUGUGCAAAGCUUCAACAAGUUUCCAAUGGCAAGGAUCAAACAUUGUCAAGUGGACAAACUGGCAACAUGAGAAGCCAAAGCUACACCUCAGAGCAACCAGCAGUAAAAAGCCACAACUAUUUGACUUUGCUUCAUGAUGAGCAGAUGGCUCUGCCCGACACCUAUAUUCAGAAUGGAGAGGCAGCUUGUGAAACAGGUCUUGAUGAUAAUCACUCUGAACUGCAAAGGAUUUUGGAAGACUUGUUUGAGAUGAACAUGAAUUGUGAACAGUAUGAGGGUGGAAUCGAUGGCAUUGUGAAGUAUUUACAGGAUCCACGGCCUUUAAACACUAUAGCACUGGAACAAUAUUUUGGCCACAGCUCAAGCUUAACGGACGAUGAGGAGACCUGCCAAAAUUCAGUCACACCAUCCUUCAUCAAAUCAAAAAGCAGGAAGAGAGCUGCUGAUGAUGACAGAGGACACGAGAUUUUAUCUGGGGAUCAAGCUGCAACACCAAAGCAAUUCAGAAGAGAUGAAGAGAAUCUAGCUGCUUCUCCAGGACCUUGUCCAAAGACACUGGAUGCCCUUUCCCCUGUUACCUGCUCUUCAGGUAUCGACCAUCUGAAAGAACUCAAGAAUCAUGUCUCACACUUUGGAUCAAGCACGCAUUUCAUUCCAGUGUACAAAGAUGACUCGGCCACUAAGGGAACAGUUGUCCCUCCUCCUGCAGGUUUUCAGCUUCUGUCGUCAAGCACAGUUCUACAGCACAUCACCAACAUACCCAUUAAUGGAACCACCUGCUUUUUAGUUCUAAAUGGAAAUUCGCGAAUUCUUGAAUUAGCAACCCUGCUACAAACAACGCCUGAUCAUUCCCAGCGUGGUUCCAUGUAUGGCUGUACGCAGAACGUUUCAGUGAUAUCAGGGAAUACUUCGCCUGUUAUUUCCAAUGCUGCCUCUCCAGCCAGUUCUGUCGGCAGCCCUACCACCCCAGGGGCCUCCAGUCCCCAGUCUGCUGACUAUCACUGGUCGCAGGAGACCACGAUGGGAGGGCAACCUGCGGACGUUCCGAUGACCCCCCUGUCUGACAGCAGUGUGGGACCAGACCUUGAAACAGAAUCAUCUGGUGAAGAAUCAAAUGAACCUUUGAUUCCGACAGUCAAGCCAUCCAUAAUAACGAAAGGUGUGGAAGACUGUGUAAGAAUGGUGAAAGAAUAUCUGAAGGACAUGACCCAACACUCUUACAUUUGCCAUGAGCACGACGAGAUGCUUCUUGAAGACAUUUAUGUGGAUGUCUCAAUGGUGGAGGUUCAAGUUGAAACAAAGUCUGGAAGGAACUCCACGAAGUGCUUGGACAAGGAGUGCAGGAUCUAUGACAUUGCAGAACGAGAAAGAAGAGCUGUGAACAUGGGCAAUCUCUUUCACAUCUCAGGGAAAAGGCAGAAAGAAACGAAAGUAAUUGCGCUGUUGGGAAGAGCAGGGAUUGGUAAAAGCGUGAUUGUCCAAAGGAUCUGCCACGACUGGGUAAACGGGAGCUUCCGGCAGUUCUCAUUUGUUUUCUGGUUUAAGUGCAGGACACUCAACUUCACGAAGCAGUACACAUUGAAGGAUUUACUCUUCCAGCCAUUCCUUCCUUGGCUGAAGAACACAGAUGAAGUCUUUCAGUACCUGUGUCAAAACCCACGCAAGGUUCUGCUUGUUUUUGAUGACUUUGAAGGUUUCCAGGAUCACGACGGCCUACAGCAGCCUACAGCCUGCAGCUCAGCAGAGAAGCCGUGCAGCGUCAAGCAGCUGCUGGCGGGCAUUCUGCAGAAGAAACUGCUCAAGGGGUGCACAGUGCUCAUUACGGCGAGGCCCAAAGAGACCUUUAACCAAUACCUCGGCAAGGCGGACAAGAUUGUUGAAGUGCUGGGUUUCAGCCCAGCUCACGUGCGGGAGUUCCUGCACAGGUACUUCGAAGACCCCCUUGUAGUUGACGAAGUGGUUUCGUGUCUUCAGGAGCAGCCGUACAUGCUUAGCUUAUGCCAUGUUCCUUUAUUAUGCAGGUUUAUCUGUUUUGUUCUCAAGGGCCAGUACCAGCACGGAGAGGCUCGCUUAGCACUGCCGCCAACCCUCACCGAUUUAUUCCUGAACAUUCUUCAGAUCCUCCUGUGCUCUGGAGCUCCCACCUUUCCGCAGAACCAAAACAUAAUUGGCGCACAGAUGCACAGCCUGCUGGAGGUGAGCAAGCGCGCCUUCGCGGGAGUGCAGUGCCACGAAUGUGUGUGCACAGAGUCGACCAGGUCCACAGAAAUGUCAAACUUCGCUCUGAAGCACGGACUUCUAAGGCCUUUCUUAAGGACUGGUGAAGUUAAAGAGUGGGAGUGUGGGAAAACCUUUUCCCAUUCUUCCCUGCAGAACUUUCUGGGAGCACUGCACUUACUGUUUUCAGAAGAAAUCAAAUGUAAAAGCCUUACUAAGAUUAUUCUGCUACAGCACAAGAAGAGGAAAUCACAGGCGGACUGGUUGGACAUUGUCCGAAGGUUUCUGACAGGACUAGCAUCCAGGGAAGGAAAUGCCUUUCUGAACUGUCUCUCUGGUUGUUCAAAGGCAAACAUAAAGAGCAAAAAACAAAAGUGUCUGUGGAAAUACUUCUCUGAACUCGAGGUGAGCUCACUCAGUGCCAGUAAACUGCUGGAGCUCUGUCACUGCGUUUACGAAGCACAGAGUGUGGAACUCACCGCACAGGUGGCGGCUAAACUCAGUGAAAAGUUGUCCUUCAGGGGUACACGACUGACCCCAUCUGACAUAUUGGUAUUGCUGUACGUCAUGCAGAGAGCCCCGAGUAACUUCGCCGUUGACUUAAGGGAUACGAGCAUCGACCUACAAGGGAUCAAGCAGUUCGUGGAGUCGAAGAAUGUGACCUCCUUUAGGGUGUCGAUAUGCGACGCGGUAAAACUCUGGGAGCAUUUGGAAGAAACGGAAUUACACGAGCUGCUUCAUCUGUCCCUUGUCAAGUUCUCUGUCAAUCCUUUUGAGGUUAAGAGUUUGAAAGAUAUUGACGACCUUGAUUUACUGGUGCAGAUUCACAAGGAAAGAAGAUUCCUGUCAAGUGCCCUGAGAACAUCCAGAGAUGAACUCCAAGGAUUACCUGCAGUGAGGAGCCUACAAGUGCUGGAAUUUGCCCUCGGCCCUGUAAAUGGACCUCAGGGAUUUCGGAAACUAACGAAGAUUCUACCGUCACUGGUAUUCCUGAAAUAUUUAGACCUCGAAGGACCAAGUUUACAGAAAGUUAAAAUGAGUGAAAAUAAAAUCGGAGACGAAGGAGCUGAAAGAUUGUCAGAGGUGCUGUCUCACUUAACGUGUCUGGAAAAAUUGAUAUUGUCACGCAACCAGAUAGCAGACCGAGGCGCACAGAAGUUGGCAAGAUCUCUUCCCAACCUAAAAUUCUUGAGGACUCUCAGUUUGUAUGACAAUAGCAUUGGUGACAAAGGUGCAGAAAAGCUAGCAGAAAUCCUCCCAGUAAUGAAAUCACUGAAAGUUCUGGAUGUUAAAUUCAACAAAAUUACAGAUGUAGGAGCCCAGAGGCUUACGCAGAGUUUAAAGCAUUGUCCCCAUAUUCAGAAAAUAUGGAUAUGGAGUCCUACAAUUACACAUUGGAUGUCAGAACACAUUCAACAGAUUGAUGUCAGAAUUAAUUUACAGUAGGAAAACCUUUCUCAAAAUUUCAGAAGAAACACAGCUGAGAACUGGGACUUUUCAGAGGAAAGCUCAAUUCUUUGCACUGAAGCUUUGUAGAUUGCACUGUGGGACCAAUGCCUUUGUCUUUACUACCCUUUUGAUCACUUUCAUCACUUUGAAACAAUAAGACUAUCAACGAAGAUUGCCCCUUGUAUAGAAGUAAGAAAGUCAUGAAAAACUUCUUUGAUCAGAGAUGGACUAGAAUAUAGAACUUAUUACUGCGUGGGGAUGAACCAAGUUCAUUAGCAUUAAUGCAUUUGACAAGAUGCUGAGUGAAUGUGUGAGGAUGAAAAGAAGGGAUGAUCAGACAGUUUAGGUCAGAUGGGCAAAGGCUUGGAUGGAGCAUAACCACCUGCCGAACCAGGUGGGUUAAAUGUUCUUUCACUAUACUGUACUUUUUAUCUUAAUUAAUAUUCUUAAUGUGGUAAUUGACUUUAUGUCAGGUUGAACUUUAUGGAAAAGAAUACAGUUGGGAGUGAAGCAAUGCUUCAGAUAUCCUACUGCUCCCAUGAUCCUAAUAUUAGCAAGAGUAGCACGAGGGAUUAUGUAGAGCAUAUUCUUUGCAGGCAGCUAAACCUGACACAAGUGGAAGACCAAAAUGAAUCAUUAAUUAAGCUUUGCACAACAUAAAGAAUUGCACUGGAUGACUUUAGUGAAAAUUGUUUGCUGCUGCUGAACUCUGUAUUGAAAGAACCAUGUUAAUAAAAAUUCUUACGCUAAAAUACAGAGUUGGCAACUGACUUGCUUAACCUCUUGUGGUACAGUACUGCCGAUGGAGGGCAAUUAAGUCAAAAUUAAAAAUUAUCCUGGAGUGGUGAGGAGCUUCUCAGAUUAGUUGGUAUGUCAAAAUAAGACACAUUUUACUAUGGUAUUAUUUCCAGUUAUGUAACAGAUUAUUUCUUAUAUUCUGGUUACCAAAUCAAAGAUCACAAAGUUAGCAUAAUAGUGGAAGCCCUCCCUUAAAUUGUUGAACUGAGGGAAGUAACCACUGUUAAACGUCUAAACUAUAAGAGACACUUGCAAAAUGAUAGUUCCCUAUAAACAGGAUGGAGAAAAUGAUUACCCACCUUUCUAUUCUGCAUCAUUUUAAUUGCAAUAAAAAGCAGUAACAAAAUUAAGACACUUCUUACUUAACUAAUCAAUAUCUCAACACGUUUAAGAGUUUAAAUGUUGCAUGUCUUCUCUCAUAUAAAACUGCUCCUGGAAAGUAUAAAAUCACAGAACAUAUUUUAAUUCAUCAACUGUUGUACAGAAAUGAAUUGUUCUUUUUCAAUAUAUGAAAUGUUGCCUGUCUGUAAAAUGUCAAUGCAUUAGUUUGUACAAUGCAUUAGUGUAAAGCAGAAAUGUAAGGAUAUUUGUACAGAAUUAACGUUGUCAGGAGAGUAUACAAAGAAAGUUGAUGUUCUUAAGUUUUAAUUUAAAAAAGAAAAGCUUGUUUUCAGUUUUGCUGUUCAAAACAAAUUGCACAAAACCAUCAUUUUAACUUUAGCUGCU